AUGGCUGCAGAUGACAAACGGUCUCCGACACUGGACUCUACCAGUGAUCUACCUCAUUCUCCUAGUAGUCCAUCUCAUCUCACUCACUUCAAACCUCUGACUCCUGACCAGGAUGAGCCUCCUUUUAAAUCAGCCUACAGCUCUUUUGUAAAUCUCUUCCGUUUCAGCAAGGAGAGAGCAGAGGCAGGACAGAGUGAUCCACAAGCAUUGAGUGGUGGCUGGUCCAGUCCUCAGCAUCCUACCAGGGCUCAGUCUCUGAGGUCACCGGUUCCUUACAAAAAACAACUGACUGGUGAGCUGCAAAGAAGAUCUUCUACAACCUUGGACAAUCGAAGGAAAGUAGAACCGCCUCUUGGAGGUCAUGAUCCUCGUACAGCAGUUCAGUUAAGAAGCCUCAGCACCGUUUUAAAGCGCCUCAAAGAAAUCAUGGAGGGGAAGAGCCAGGACAGUGACUUGAAGCAGUACUGGAUGCCUGACAGCCAGUGUAAAGAAUGCUAUGACUGCAGUGAGAAAUUCACCACCUUCCGGCGGAGGCACCACUGCCGACUUUGUGGGCAGAUCUUCUGUAGUCGAUGCUGCAAUCAGGAAAUCCCUGGAAAAUUCAUGGGCUACACAGGGGAUCUCCGAGCCUGCACUUACUGCCGCAAAAUAGCCUUAAGCUACGCACACUCCACAGACAGUAACUCCAUUGGAGAAGACUUAAAUGCUCUGUCAGAUUCUGCGUGUUCUGUAUCAGUGCUGGAUCCUGGCGAGCCACGCACACCAGUUGGGAGCCGUAAAGCUAGCCGCAACAUCUUUCUGGAGGAGGAUCUAACCUGGCAAAGUUUGAUUCACCCAGACUCUUCAACUACCACACUGUCUGCACGCCUUGGGUCUGUCCAGGAGGAUGCAGGGAAGUCACCAGCUAGGAACAGAUCAGCCAGCAUCACUAACCUGUCACUGGAUCGCUCAGGCUCACCAAUGGUGCCUGCCUAUGAGACAUCUGUCAGCCCCCAGGCCAGUCGCACACAUAUGAAGGCCGAGACCAGUGAAGAUGAGCGCAAAAUCCUUCUGGACUCAGUCCAGCUGAAAGAUCUGUGGAAGAAAAUCUGCCAUCACAACAAUGGGAUGGAGUUUCAAGAUCAUCGCUAUUGGCUGCGGACGCAUCCUAACUGCAUUGUGGGAAAAGAGCUGGUCAACUGGCUCAUCAGAAAUGGGCACAUAACCACAAGGGUCCAAGCCAUUGCAAUAGGACAAGCGUUGGUUGAUGGACGCUGGCUAGAAUGUGUCAGUCAUCAUGAUCAACUCUUCAGAGAUGAAUAUGCCCUCUACAGACCGUUACAGAGCACGGAGUUCUCAGAGACCCCAUCUCCAGACAGUGACUCUGUGAACUCUGUAGAGGGGCACUCUGAGCCAUCCUGGUUCAAAGACAUCAAGUUUGAUGACAGUGACACAGAGCAGAUUGCUGAUGAAGGAGAAGAUAACUUAGCCAACUCCGCCAGCCCUAGCAAGCGCACUUCAGUCAGCAGCUUCCAGUCCGCAAUGGACAGUGAUUCAGCCGCCUCCAUCAGCCUGAACGUGGAGCUGGACAACGUGAACUUCCAUAUCAAGAAGCACUCCAAGUACCCACAUGUGCCCCCUCACCCUGCCGACCAAAAAG
Tauraco erythrolophus (red-crested turaco) is the source of this 1639-nucleotide messenger RNA. The record is from RefSeq and is a predicted model, not a curated record. NCBI's taxonomy places the organism in Eukaryota, Metazoa, Chordata, Aves, Musophagiformes, Musophagidae.